Messenger RNA from Mucor velutinosus, 1263 nucleotides. RefSeq lists its product as uncharacterized. The transcript has 6 exons. The record is from RefSeq and is a predicted model, not a curated record. Gene Ontology annotation, molecular function: protein binding; protein-lysine N-methyltransferase activity. The coding region runs from base 1 to 1263 and encodes 420 amino acids. Gene Ontology annotation, biological process: peptidyl-lysine trimethylation; peptidyl-lysine monomethylation. NCBI's taxonomy places the organism in Eukaryota, Fungi, Mucoromycota, Mucoromycetes, Mucorales, Mucoraceae.
AUGAUGGACAAAACUCAAGGCACAGUCAUCCGAGACAAGAAAUACGAAACAUUCAUUCAAUGGCUGCAAGAAAACGACUUUCCCAAGACAAAGCUGACACUCGCCAACUUUACCAAUACCGGUCGAGGUAUGAUGGCAACGGACGAUAUAGAAGCAGGCGAGGUCAUUGUGUCCGUGCCUCGCAAAUUUUUGAUCACAAAUGAAAGUGUCAUCAAGACGUACGGCUCAAACCAUGCACUCAGCUCACAUCAGUUGCUAGCAUUGCAUCUUGUUGUAUUGAAAAGAGACAAGCAAUCUUGGUGGAAAGCAUAUACAGAUCUUUUACCGAUACAUUUCAAUACCAUGCCAGUCAAAUAUACACAGGUACUCGUAGAUCAUCUGCCUACUGCUCUCAAAGAUGAAGUGCUGCAACAAAAAGAAAACAUCCGCAGCGAUUAUUUGGCCUGCGUUGCUUAUCUGAAGACACAUCCUGAUAUUUUGAAUUCAUUGCAGCCUGAAGAAUACGAAUGGGCAUGGCUUUGUGUCAACACCCGAUGUAUUCACAUGACGAAAAUGGAUCAUACUACAAAGGGUGGCAACAUUGCACUCGCACCCAUGCUCGAUUUCCUCAAUCACACGACAGAAGCAAGAAUUGAAAGUGGAUUCAAUGUGCGAAAUCAGUGUUUCGAAAUCAAAACACUGACACCCUACAAAAAGGGAGAACAAGUGUACAUCAACUAUGGGCCACACGAUAAUUUAGCCAUGCUCAAGGAAUACGGAUUCGUCCUAUCACAAAACUGCUACAAUUUCGUCUUGUUGGAUCAUGAAGUGUGGCAGCUAUUCGAUGAAAUUGAGUCAAAGCGAGGUUUGGAUGUCAAGAAGCAAAUAUUAGAAGGCGCAGGCUAUUCUGGCGAUUACUCUAUCAAGACAGAAGAAAUUUCAUUCAGACUGAUGGCAGCGCUAAGGCUAUUGGCAUUGAACGGUGCUACAGAACCGGGAUUUGAUAGGCGGGUGAUGGAAUGGCACGAUGUGGUAAUGGGGCAAACAGAUAUCAUUAGCACGGAAAAUGAAAGAAAGGCACUGAUCAUGUUGCAAUCCAUCUGCAACAAGGUAGCCAAGCAAGCCGAAAAAGAAAUUACUACAUUAUCGCACAUCACAGAAAAGCAUCCUGAGGCAGAAUUUCAUCCUUUUGCAUUGUAUUUCCUUCGACAGAUUUGGAACGAAUCCAGCGAAAUUAUCACAAAAACAUUAAUCAGCGUGGCAGAGAAAUUAACUGCAUUGUAA